Messenger RNA from Drosophila subobscura, 809 nucleotides. It is a transcript of the gene Hsp26, whose product is annotated as heat shock protein 26. The coding region runs from base 107 to 721 and encodes 204 amino acids. Gene Ontology annotation, biological process: protein refolding; response to heat. The transcript has a single exon. Lineage: Eukaryota; Metazoa; Arthropoda; Insecta; Diptera; Drosophilidae. The record is from RefSeq and is a predicted model, not a curated record. Gene Ontology annotation, molecular function: protein folding chaperone.
CGGACAAAACAACCGUUGGCUUCCACCGAGUAACAUUGCAAGAGAAUUUUUUCUUUAAAGUUUAAACAUAACCUAAAAGUCGAUUCAGUUAAUUUUAUACUACAAAAUGGCGCUUUCUACACUGCUUUCCCUGGUUGAUGAGCUGCAGGAGCCCCGCAGCCCCAUCUACGAGUUUGGCCUGGGCAUGCAUCCGCAUGCACGCCACCUCAUCGCGCCCCAGCGCCAUACCAUCAACGGCUGCCCCUGCGCCUCACCAAUGUGUGUGUCCUCACCGGCGGGCCAAGUGUUGGCUACGCGCCGCCAGAUGGCCAAGAACAACGACAUCCACUGGCCAGUGACUCAUGUGGGCAAGGAGGGAUUCCAGGUGUGCAUGGACGUGGCCCAUUUCAAGCCGAGUGAGCUCAGCGUGAAGGUUGUGGACAAGUCCAUCAUGGUCGAGGGCAAGCAUGAGGAGCGGCAGGAUGAUCACGGCCACAUCAUGCGUCACUUUGUGCGCCGUUACCAGGUGCCACAGGGCUACGAGCCGGAGAAGGUCGUUUCCCAGCUGUCCUCCGACGGCGUGCUCACUGUGAGCAUUCCCAAGCCGAUACCCAUCGCAGACAAGUCCAAGGAGCGACUCAUCCAGAUCCAGCAGGUGGGACCAGCCCAUCUGAAUGUCAAGCAGAAUGCCGUCGACGAUAAGGGCAAGGAGAACGGCUCUGCCAACGGCAAUUCCAAGUAGAAAAUGGCAUCCAUGCUAUGAAGUUCCAGCAUUCGUCAAUCCACCUAUCAUUCCCCCGCAUAUCUGUAACUUAUUUAUUCAAAAUGCA